This is a messenger RNA of Opisthorchis viverrini, 354 nucleotides long. RefSeq lists its product as hypothetical. The transcript has 2 exons. The coding region runs from base 1 to 354 and encodes 117 amino acids. The record is from RefSeq and is a predicted model, not a curated record. Lineage: Eukaryota; Metazoa; Platyhelminthes; Trematoda; Opisthorchiida; Opisthorchiidae.
AUGGCUCGUGGAUGUUUUGCCGUAACGAUAGCGAUGCAACUGUCUCAACUGAUCACGCGCACGUUCCUCCGAGAAGGGGUCGUAGCAACAUGUGCAAGCCAGAGCGGGCCAGCGACCGGGGGUAGAUGCGGGAAAGAGACUGGUAGUCUCUGCUUGUUCCGAACUUGGGCCGAUGGUACUGUAGAAUUUCUAACCCAAUUCUUCCUUUUGGUAUUCGUGACUGCGGAACAUACGCGUCAUUCAAAGUUCCUUAUCGGAAACCUGGACAAGGGCAAAAUGAUCUAUAUUCUACAUCCAAAAAAGGAUACUCAGCCAAAGCCUUGGUUCCCGCUUUGCUCUUUAACAUAUCCAUGA